AUGAUAUCUAUUUUAGAAGAAUUAAAUGUUUAUAUUAAUAUUUUAACUCAAAAUGUAAAAUCAUUCAUCUUUCAAAAUAAUAGAAUCAUUAUUUAUCUUUCCAUCAUAGUUCAUUUACUUGCCAUUUUAAUUUUAUUUUAUCUUCCUUUUUUGGGAAGAAAUACAUAUCUAUCAGAAAAGAAUUUACAGUGUACUGUAACACCAUUCAUAUCAAACUCUUUGACUUUUGUGAAACAGGCUGAAGAGUAUCAUAGAUCAUUGAUUGAAGAUGACGAUGAUGAAGUAGCUAAUCGAGCAUAUUGGAUACACGAUAGAUUGAUUGAAAUUGGGUCGGUGGAUGUCCAGAUACAUAGGUUUAACGCAUCAAGGGAUCGUGUUGGUAUCAAUGUGAUUGGAGUGUUGCGUGCAUCACGAGCCAUUGGAACUGAAUCAUUUGUCGUAACAACUACAUACGAUCAGAACAAGAGUGAAGGAGGUAUAGCCUUUCUACUCGCUUUUAUAGAGUAUCUUGGUGAAAAGAGUCGAUGGAGUUCUAGGGACCUAUACUUUGUGUUUACAAGUGAGGGUCGUGACCUUGACAUUAGUGGUGUAUCUGUUUGGCUCAAUGAUUAUGGUCAAUUUAAAAGUACCAACAAGAAUAUUGGUUGGACAAAACAGCCAUUAAUGAGAAGUGGUCCUAUAUUUGGUACGAUUGCAUUGGAUAGGAUUGUAACAUCGGAUGAUUUAUUUAAAAAGAUUAUAAUCUAUCCAGAGGGAUUAGAGGGGUCUUUACCAAACCUUGAUAUGGUUAAUGUCUUGUCCACUACAUCUUAUCUAAACGAUGUUCCAGUUGGACUCAGUUCGAUGGGUCAUUGGGAGCCACCCGUUGGUUCAAUCACCGGUCUAUUAUCUUUUAUCCUUCAUUCAUCCAUUUCACUUCCAAGAUCUAAUCAUGCUAUCUAUACACGUUAUGGAAUCAACUCUAUUGGUAUAAGUACUGAUGCCUCUCGUAACUUUUUCGAUUUUGAUUAUUACUCUUCACCACUUAGGAAUAUUCAUACAGAUAGCAAUAAUAACUCACUAAAUAUAAUAUCACCAUCAAAAACAUUUAUCACUCUUGGAAAGAUCAUUGAAACUACAAUCAGACAUUUAAAUAAUGCUGAUGAACAAUUACAUCAUAGUUUUAGAUGGUAUAUGUUGGGAGGAUCGGUAUAUUUUAUAGAUACUGGACAGGCAUUACUACCAAUGAUACUAUCAACCAUAUCAAACGUUAUAUUGAUAUUAAAUAUAUUAUUUAAAUAUUCUCAAGGACAAAAAGGAAAAGAUAAUAAUAAUAACAGUAGCACUAAUUCAUUUUAUUUAUCCUUAUUUAAAUCAUUUCUAUGGUUUAUUCCAUUACUACUAUUAUUGAUAUCAUAUCUUUUAUUACCUACAUUUUUAUCAAAUAUUCUUGGUCUUUUACCAACUAUCGAUUUAAAUAUUACAAAUACACAUUGGAUAAUUGAAUUAUUUAAUGAUAUUUAUUUAUUAAAGGAUAAUAUUGAAAAUCAAAUAAUUGUAUCGUCAAUCAUUUAUUUAAUAAUGUGUACACUAUUUUAUUGGCUUAUUUAUAAACCUUUAUUUCAAACUUUAACAUCUAUUCUUACACCCCCGCCAUCAACCCAAGAUGAAAAUGAAUCGACCAUGAAAAAAGAUUCUUUAAUAUUGAUAUUAUUAGGAUAUUUAACAUUAAUAGGAUUAAUAUUAAUGAUAAGUAAUAAUCAAUUUGCAUUUGUUAUCAAGAGACAGAUAUUUUAUUAUAUAAGAUGGAUACAUUUAACGUGUAAAGUCGAUCAUCUAGAUGAUCGAUCACAAAAACAACAACAACAACACUCAUCAACUGACCACAUCGUAACAGUCAAACAACAACUAAAAAGACAACCUUCUCAUUAUGAGUACACUUAUUUUACCAAUCCACGUAUUGGAAAGGAUAUAGAGAGUGAUACAUCACUGUACAAGUUUGUUCGGUAUAAUCGAGCCGAUCUAUUCUUCAAAUAUGCUCAUCUAGUGCAACUAGAUCAAACACUGGUCAAAGUAGAACAAUCAAAGGGUUGGUAUUUACAUUAUUGCACUGGUUUGGUGGAAUCUUACCGAAAUGUAUUGUGGGAGACUGCUACGACGCUAUGUUGUAAUCCCGACAUUAUCAAAUACCUGGCACUUCAAUGUACAUUUACCAAUCCUCGUAAAGAGUUGUCUAAUCUCUUAAAAGGCAAAUAUUACUAUCGAUUCAAAUUGGACGGUAGUAGUAACGAUCAAGCCGAAUCAAUCAAUCGACUACAUAUACAAUCUCUAUUAUCGUUUAUAGAUGUUGUAUUCAUCCUUCACGAUAGAUUCGCUAAAGACCUACUAGUAUUCAAGUAUAGUAAUAAAUUCACAAGAUUAAUAUUCAAUCAUUCAAUCAUUUGUGAAACAAUCAUUAAUCAUAUCAACAAAUUAUAUAAUCAACAAGACAUAGAUAUAGAUAUAUCUACAUUGACUAUUACCCCUCCUUCCUCCCAUCAUCCUCUUCAAAAACCAACAGAUCAAUUAAUCUUAAAGACUCUAUCAUUAUUGCACCAAUAUAAAAUAUGUAAAGUCAAUUGGCAACAUAUUAUUAAGAAAUCAAUCAAAUACUCUAAUACAAAGAUGAUAGAUUAUGUCGUGGAAAAUCAUGGUGGACCAAAAAUGUUGACAUCCUCUCAUUUAAAUUAUGCAAUUUGGACUAGUAACAUUAAAAUGAUCAAUUAUAUCAUGUCGGUUAAUAAUAAUAUCAAUAGUAAUAGUUAUACUCUACAUUCAUCUUUAAAUCCAAAAGAUGUACAACUCUAUGCUCACGGUGAUAUAAACCAAGAAAAACAAAAACAACAUUUUAUAUCAAUCAUAUUAUUGGUAUUGGAUAAAUUUUCCAAUCCUCUUGGUGGCAAAUGGAUAUUGGAAAAGAUUCAUCCUCUUUUACAAUCAAUAUCAUUGUUUUAUACUUUAUUCAACUCCAACAAGGUCACACUCCAAAAACAAAACAAUAUAUCAACUUCAAAAAUAUUGGGAUCAAUUGUUCUUUCAAAAGACAUUAAUUUAUUACAUCAUGUCACAUCAUCUAUUCAAUUUUACAAUGAUCAAAUUAAUAAUCAAAAUAAUCAAAAUAAUAAUAAUAAUCAAAAUGAAAAUGAAAAGAUUGAAUCCAACAAAAAAACAAUUUAUUUGGAUUAUCAAUAUGCUAUAAAUUGUUGUUUCAAAAUUGGAUCAAAAGAAUUAUUAACUUUUGUAUUGGAUCUCGCUAUUCAACAAAAUCAUCAUCCUCUUUACCAAAUUCCUUACAAGAUACUUUACAUACCAACAACUACAGAUUCUAUCAAGAUUGGAGAAUAUGUCAAUUUGGUUGGAUACGCCAUGCAAAGAUUAAAGUCGACUGUCAAUGAAAUAGUUUGUGAUCAAUAUUUAAUUUGUAGAUUACUUUCACAUCCUAGUACAUUGUUGUGGGAAACUAUCCAAUCGCUAUUCCCAACGAUCAACCAUCGACCAGGUGAUAGUCCAAAGGAGAUAUACCAAUGGUAUAUGCAUGGCUAUCUAUCUGCAACGCCAAGAAUAGCGAAAAGCACCAUUCAAUGUACCAGAUCACUCAACUUUGAACUAUUUGACCGUACCAUUGGAUCGGUACCGAUAGGAGACCGUGCCUUCCUCAUGGAAAAGUUUAUUCAAAAUCUAAUCUACGUUGUGGAUGAUUGUAAUCGUUUGGAUUGUUUUUAUUCAAACUCGAUCGCUCCUUUACAUCAUACAACUCUUCCUUUAGAAAACUCUUCACCAGACUUGGUCCAGAGAUACCAACAAAGAUUAAAGGCAAAAGAAUUUAUCAACUCUAUCUUUUCAAACAAAAAUAUAUUUUCCUAUAUUUGUUUUGAUAGUAUUUAUAUUCCAAAUACAUUAGUUAAUGAACAACAUCCAAAUAAUCAAAAUAAUAAUCAAAAAAAUAAUCUUACCAUUUUGGAAUUUAUGGGCCAAGUAUUAAAAGAUAGAGAUAUGUAUGUUUUCAGUGGAUGGCAAUCACGUUUAAAGUAUGAACAAAAGACAAAAGUCUCUGGAACAUACACUUUGGCGGAUAUGGCAAGAUCAAACAGAGUUUCAUUUUACAAAUCUAGUAAGAUGAAACAAAUUCAAACAUUGUAUCGUCCUCUUUUCAAUUUCUUUGGAUCAAUUGAAUUAUUAAGAGCAUUGGAUGCUGAAUAG
Messenger RNA from Cavenderia fasciculata, 4218 nucleotides. RefSeq lists its product as uncharacterized. The record is from RefSeq and is a predicted model, not a curated record. Bases 1 to 4218 code for a protein of 1405 amino acids. NCBI's taxonomy places the organism in Eukaryota, Evosea, Eumycetozoa, Acytosteliales, Cavenderiaceae. Gene Ontology annotation, biological process: attachment of GPI anchor to protein. The transcript has 6 exons. Gene Ontology annotation, cellular component: membrane; GPI-anchor transamidase complex.